AUGUAUCACGAUAGAAAGCAACUUCUGAAAAUGACAUCAAACAACCAGAAACUUCCGGGCAAAUUAAGCAAGAGCGGAGCUGGUAGUUUACCAGCAAAAAGUGUCGUUAAGAAUAUUAGCAACUCAUCGGCCUAUACAAAGUCAACAGCAAAGGGAAGUACAGCAAAACUGCCAACAAUUACCCCAUCUACGUCAAAUAAGACUUCAUUUAACCCCGGAAAAAGUUCAACCACCUAUAGUUCAGGCAAAAGUAAAUCAACAUUUGGCGUUAUAUGGUUGCCGAUAAAAAAACGCAACAAACACAAGGAUUAUGUUUACAACGCGUACAAAACGAAAGAGAAGGAUAAGGAAAGAGCGCCAUCUAUGUACAAUUUUAUGUCAGGCGAUUCAAGCCAUCAGCAUAUGCCCAAGAAGAUAGAAGAGGAAUCAGGUUCAGACAAUAAAACUUCUGCUUUACUCGGUAGUGCAACCACAGGAACUGCAUUACAUUCCAUAUCAGAUGACAACUUAAAUAAAAAUGAGAAACAUGGGGAUCCAGAAAUCACACCCAUUAAAGAGGAAGUUAAAGACACAUCAUUUGAUACAGAAAAAGAGAAACAUGAUAGUGAUUAUCUUGACAACGAAGUCAUCAUUAAACCUCCCAGUGCUUUCGAUGAGAAAUCUUUGAAGGAUAAAGUAGAUGACAAUGUAGAUAGUGUAUUUUUGAGGCCACCGCCAGCUCAUAAAGUCCGUCCUAGAUCCCCAGCUCAGGAAGAGGAAACCUGUGGUAUGAAAUGUCUGUAUUAUACAUUAGCCUGUUGUGAUUGUGUGCUUAUGUAA
This is a messenger RNA of Leptosia nina, 819 nucleotides long. NCBI's taxonomy places the organism in Eukaryota, Metazoa, Arthropoda, Insecta, Lepidoptera, Pieridae. The record is from the annotation of a GenBank genome assembly.